Messenger RNA from Eruca vesicaria subsp. sativa (arugula), 943 nucleotides. The record is from the annotation of a GenBank genome assembly. Lineage: Eukaryota; Viridiplantae; Streptophyta; Magnoliopsida; Brassicales; Brassicaceae.
AAACACAACCGAAACCAAAAAAAAAACACUUCACUUCAUCAUCAUCUCUCAGGUGUUUGAACAGAGUCGACAACAAAAAAAAAAAAAUCCAAAAACUCAAAUGCAUUAUCCUAACAACAGACCCGAAUUCUUCGGAGCUUCACCUUCGGAUCGCGAUUUGACCCGGACCAGGUAUCCGUAUCAGGUUUCACCGGAGGAGCAAGAACUCUCGGUAAUAGUAUCCGCCUUGCAGCACGUAAUCUCAGGGGAAAACGAAACGGCGCCGUAUCAGGGCUUCUCCAGCGAUCACAGCACAGUGAUAAGCGCGGGAAUGCCUCGUUCGGAUUCCGACACGUGCCAAGUGUGUAGGAUCGACGGUUGCCUCGGUUGUAACUACUUUUUCGCGCCAAAUCAGAGAAUCGAAAACAGAACACUACAAGUAGAGGUUGAUGAAGAAGAAGGGGUUACUAGUAGAAGAGAGAGCCACGUGGCAGUGGCGGCGAAGAAAGCGGAAGGAGGAGGGAAAGUGAGGAAGAGGAAGAACAAGAAGAAUGGGUACAGAGGAGUGAGGCAGAGACCUUGGGGAAAAUUUGCAGCUGAGAUCAGAGAUCCUAAAAGAGCGACACGUGUCUGGCUCGGCACUUUUGAGACUGCUGAGGACGCGGCUAGAGCUUAUGAUCGGGCCGCUAUUGGGUUCCGUGGGCCACGGGCUAAACUAAACUUCCCGUUUAUGGAUUACACUUCGUCUACUUCUUCCCCUGUUGCAGCAGCUGAUGAUGUAGUAGCGAAUGUGAGUGCAAGUGCGAGUACGAGCGUAAGUGCAGCGGAUUCUGUGGAAGCAGAGCAGUGGCAUGGUGGAGGAGGGGAUUGUGAUAUGGAUGAGUAUUUGAAGAUGAUGAUGAUGGAUUUUGGGAAUGGAGAUUCUUCUGAUUCUGGAAACACUAUUGCUGAUAUGUUCCAGUGA